Messenger RNA from Pseudoliparis swirei, 3993 nucleotides. It is a transcript of the gene igsf9a, whose product is annotated as immunoglobulin superfamily, member 9a. Gene Ontology annotation, biological process: cell-cell adhesion. The record is from RefSeq and is a predicted model, not a curated record. Lineage: Eukaryota; Metazoa; Chordata; Actinopteri; Perciformes; Liparidae. Gene Ontology annotation, molecular function: protein binding. The coding region runs from base 514 to 3993 and encodes 1159 amino acids. The transcript is spliced from 20 exons.
UGUGAGGGGGAACGAACACCUGUUGCCGGCGGGGGUUCGAACCGGAACAAGCAGAAAAAGACAAAGUAAAAGAAGAAGAAGAAGAAGAAGAAGAAGAAGAAGACUUGACGCUCGUAUUUCAGGUGAUUUGCGGCCCCUCGGAGUUCCGAGCUCCGCCUCCCUCAGAGUGACCCGCAGGUCCGUGAGGCCGCUGCAGGUUUGGAGACAGAGGAACGGACGAAGGAUGCGCUUAUUUUUAUUUUUUUAAACCUAACAAGUCAAAGCAAACAGGAAAUCUCUCAGCGGCCGCCGGUAACCGAUAUACAGAACCAAACAGCCGUGAAACUCUCAACCCACUGAGCGGUUCCCCAGAGGACGCGGUACCGGUAGCUCUCAGCAGCACCUGAGCCCAUCGCGAAGGACACGUUCGGAGAAUUUGAUCAAGAAACAAUUGUACAGCCGGGGGCCCUUUUUUUGGAAUCUUUUACCUUCAAGUGGUGAUUGAACAUGCUGCAGGUUGCGUGAGCGACAGAUAUGGGGUCCGCGAGAUCACAUUUGCAGACUUUCACAGGGGUGGCACUUCUUUGCCUAUUUUGGGCCGCCGGAGGCGCGAGGCCGGAGGUGCGUGGAAAGGUCGGCGGCGCGGCGGAGCUGGACUGUAUUUUCCCUCCAUCGGAGCCGACGACCGACGAGCCCUCGGCCUCCCUGCACGUGGUCGAAUGGAUCCGACGGGGCCUCGAUAUCCCCGUCCUGAUCAGGUUCGGGGCCUACGCGCCUCGACUCCACCCACAAUAUGAGGGCCGGGCGUCUCUGGUGCGAGUCACCGACCUGAGGCUGGAGGACCUGCGGCUGCAGGACGGGGGCGCGUACGAGUGUCGGAUCCUCUUAUUGGACGAAGCCUCGGAUGAGCUGCAGAAUGCCACCUGGACUCAGCUGUCUGUCACCGCCCCGCCCACCUUCACCGAAACCCCGCCUCCUGCGCUGGAGGCUCUGGUCGGAAGUCACCUCUCUCUUGCCUGCGUUGCUAUCGGCAACCCGACCCCAACCAUCACUUGGCUAAAAGAUGACAGUGUGAUUCCAAGAAUACAUUAUCAGGAAGGAGCCUUAUCUCUGAGAGAGGUGAGCGUGAGGUCAGCGGGACGCUACGCCUGUCACGCCUCCAACGCCGAGGGGAACGCCACGCGCACGACCGACGUCAAGGUCAAAGGUCCACCUGUCAUCGUCAUCCCUCCCACAAGCACCGCACUCAACAAGUCCCAGAAUGCACUUCUGCGGUGCCAGGCGGUGGCCGACCCCCCCAACAUGACGUACGUGUGGCAGAGAGGAGGAGAGAACGUCCACCACAUCGAGUCUCUGAAGUCGCGAGUGAAGAUCAUGGUAGACGGAACUCUACUCAUCACCAGUCUCAUCCCCGAGGAUUCUGGGAACUACACUUGCUUGCCGAGCAACGGCCUGCUGAACCCGCCCAGCGCCUCGGCCAACCUCACCGUCAUGCACGCGGCCCUGGCUCUCCCGAUGCCCCGGCGGACGUACCUCCCCGCCGGCAUGGAGGGCGUGGUCACGUGCCCGUCGGCCGCGCAGCCGCCGCUGCUGCGCGUGGAUUGGACGAAAGACGGGGAAUCACUCGACCUGUCUUUGUACCCAGGAUGGACCUUGACACCCGGGGGCUCUCUGCUCAUGACCACGGUCAACGACGACACAGCCGGCGUGUACACGUGCACGCCGUACAACAGCUACGGCAGCGCGGGUCCGUCCGGCCCUACGGACGUCAUCCUGCAGGACCCCCCGUCAUUCAGCGUCGCUCCAGAGAAGCAGUACAGACGGGAAGCUGGCGGGACCCUGCUCGUCCCCUGUCGAGGGAACAAGGACCCCACAAUGAAAGUUACCUGGAGCAAGGUCGACUCGGCCCGACGCACCUCUUACUCCGUAGAACCCAACGGUUCUCUUCUCCUGCAGCCGCUCGCGAAGGACCACCAGGGGGCGUGGGAGUGCAGCGUCGCGAACCGCGUGGCCUCGGUGAAAGCCGUCACGCGAGUCUUCGUCCUGGGAACCAGUCCCCACGCCGCCACCUCUCUGUCCGUCUCCCCGGGGGUGAGGCAGGCCAACGUGUCCUGGGAGGCGGGCUUUGAUGGAGGAUCGGCGCAGACAUUUUCAGUUUGGGCGAAGAAGACUUCGGAUGGAGAUGACGACGGGAGGCGGGACUGGUUCUCCGUGACCGUGCCCUCCUCCUCCGGCUGCGGCCUGCAGGUGACGGGCCUGUCUCCCGCCACUGACUACCAGUUCAGCGUCCUGUCUCACAAUAAGAUGGGCACCGGGCCCUUCAGCGAGAUCGCCGCCGCGCGCACCUCGGAUCCUCCGCCGAGGAGCAGCCGGCCGGAGCCCCCCGCGGCGCUGUCGGCUCAGCGGGGCUCAGCGGGCGUCGUCCUGCGGUGGUCCCUCCCCGAGGCCCGGCGCCCCCCCGUCACGGGCUUCGUCCUCCAGUCCCGCACCGAGCCGGGGGAGUGGGUCCUCCACCUGGACGAGGACAUCGGCGCCGACAGCAGCGAGAUGCUGGUCCCGGGUCUGCGCAAGGACUGCGUGUACGAGCUGCGGCUGCUAUCUCGUCGCGGGGAGGUGCUGAGCGAGCCCAGUCCAUCAGUCAAUGUCUCCACCAUGGGGAUGGAGAUCUACCCCGCCACCUCUCGACUCCUGGACCUGGUCCCGGAGCCGCUGCUGGCAGGCGUGCUGGGCGGGGUCGGCUUCGUGUGCCUGGCUCUGGCCUUGCUGCUGGGGGCCGCCUGUGUCAUCAGCCGCAGGAGGGACCGGCGUCGCAGGAAGAAGCUGCACGAGCCCCCCUCUGUCAUCUAUAAAUGUUCCUCAUCAAUAAAGGCUUCCGGCGCUGGCAGUCCAGACAGUGUGUUGAAGACGAGCCUACUUCCAGCCAGCAUCCUCUACCCCACCACUUGCUCUACCACCACCACCUCCUCGUCGUCGCAGACGGACUGUUCCUCCUUCGGCGUCGAGAGUCGUCACCAUCACUAUCGGCGAAAGCAACUCCCGUCGUCCGUCUACGGCUCAGGCCGCCUCACGAGGACGACGUCUUCUCCGAUUCCUUCCCCGAUCGAGAUGAUCUCCAGAGGCCCGGAUGGGCGCUUCGCGCUCCUCCCGUUCGGCCGCGACGCGCAGAGUGUUGACAUCGAGGAGAGCGGAGGAAGGCACGGUCGAGCUGGAGUCCGAAGGUCCGCGUCGGUGCACUCGGAGAGGGAAAACGGGAAGCAUCCGGCGUUCGUGCUCUCGGUGGAUCUCCUACCUUCCGAACCAGCAGAGACCGAUUCCGCAGGGCAAAAUCUCGGCAUGGUCCGAGGCCCAUACAUCUCGGACCAGAAGGCGGACCGCGGCGGCUUUCUGGACUUCAGCAGCCUGGGCUCAAACAGUAGUUUGGCCACCAUUUCUCAUCACGACCGAGGAAUAACUCCCACGUUCCCCGUGCUCCCGCACAUCCGGUCGGGCCUCGGUCAGCCAUCCACCAACGCCAGCGCCCUGGUUCUCCAGAUGGAGCACGAGCGCGAGAGAGGAAACCUGAGUCACUGCCUGAAGCUGGCUCAGGAGCGGGAGGAGCUGGAGAGGGAGCUCCACAGCUACACUCUGGAGAGGGGCUCCGCGAGAGACAUGAAGAGGGAGCACUCCGGCGAGGUCGGCGGUAACAAGCUUGUGUGGGAAUAUAGAAGCAGCACGUUACCACACAGAUACCCCCAGGGCAACAAGGAGAGCUUUGGUCUGUCACAGAGUUCUUUCUCUUCCUCUUCUGUUCAUUGGGGCGUCCGCCCACCUCUCACUCUGAUCCCGGCCAGUUCCUCUAGUUUCGAGUCCGGCGACUUCCUUCGUCCGCUCCAUCCUUCCCCGAACAAACCCCCCUCCUAUCUCGGGAGGCGGGCAGCUUUACUCUCCCACAUCCCUCCUCAAAGCAUCAGAGACAUGAAAGGGUCGAGGCAGCACCAGAGGGCUAUGAUAAUUCGCCACAAUCCACAGUCUUAG